Molecule: messenger RNA, 826 nt
Organism: Rosa rugosa (rugosa rose)
Lineage: Eukaryota; Viridiplantae; Streptophyta; Magnoliopsida; Rosales; Rosaceae
Product: histone H1
Exons: 2
Coding region: 82-639 (185 amino acids)
Biological process (GO): negative regulation of DNA recombination; nucleosome assembly; chromosome condensation
Cellular component (GO): nucleus; nucleosome
Molecular function (GO): double-stranded DNA binding; nucleosomal DNA binding; structural constituent of chromatin
Source: RefSeq, a predicted model, not a curated record
CUUAUGGCGUUAGACUUAGACGAGUUUAGCGUUCAUUUUCGAGUCUCAGAAAAACCGUUGUUGUUGCUGCUCUGAUUAGCGAUGUCUGCCACCGAAGAAGUCGAAGCUCCGACCGUGGAGGCCCCGCCGGCGACGGAGGAGAAGCCGGUGAGGGAGAAAAAGCUCAGGGAUCUGAAGGAGAAGAAGCCCAAACAGCCCAAAACCGCUGCUCAUCCUCCCUAUUUUCAGAUGAUCACAGAGGCACUGUUGGCUCUGAACGAGAAGAGCGGGUCGAGUCCUUACGCCAUAGCCAAGUACAUGGAGGAGAAGCACGAGGCGGUGCUUCCGGCCAAUUUCAAGAAGACUCUGGCUCUGCAAUUGAAGAACUCGGAGGCGAGAGGGAAACUGGUCAAGGUCAGGGCCUCUUACAAGUUGUCUGAGGCGGGGAAGGAGGACAAGAGCGCAAGCAAAAGAACAACUCGAGCUUCGAAGCCCAAGGAGGAGGAGAAGAAGAAUACUAAGACUAAGGCGUCUGCUGCUCCAAAGGUGACGAAGAAGAAGCCGGCUAAGAAGAAUAAGAAAUCGAGCGCUGCAAAGCCGAAGCAGCCCAAGUCGAUCAAGAGCCCUGCUGCUAAGAAACCCAAGAAGGCUGCUGCUUGAAAGCAUGUGAAAAGUUGUAUAUAAGUCUAGUGCUAAUAAGUUGAAGAAGGUUUAUGUGUUUUGGUGUUUAGGACUGUUGCUCUGUUUCUCUUUUGGGAAUGUGAAAUGUUUAGCUUAUGAGUGGUACUGGGUCUCUGUAAUUUGCUAGCUUUUGGGUUUAUGAUGGAAUGAAACUGACUUUUACUAA